AAACAGUUAUAAUCACACGACUUCGAAACUUCACUUUUAUUGCUUUCUUUAUUCUUUUCUAUUUGUCGUAGGGAAAGCUUCAUUUACGAAAUCCACUGUAAACACAUGUAAUAGGAUUGAUUCAAAACCUGUCUCAGAUAUCUAGAAAAUUCUACUUUUCCUAAGAUAAAUAGGAAAGAAUAAAGAAAACUAUAAAAAAAAACAAAAGUUUUGGAGUUGUAUGGUUAUAAUUGAUACGAUUAUAAACAAUAAAUUGUGUUCGAAAUGUUGUCAUCCAGUAAAUAAUACUGUUUCACACUGUGUGAUAUAUCUAAUAAACAAAUUGAUAUGGAGUUAUUCUAUUACCAUGUGUUAUAUAUCUUGUGUGAUUGAAUAAUUAUAAAUAUGCUUAAUCCAUGGUCCAGAUUAUUUUUCAUAUUGAUAUUAUCUGAAAGCUGGCCUUCCUCAUGUACAAACAAAUGAGAAUAUAAAUUAAUUGGUGGCUGGCGACUGAGAGUGGAAUCUACGAAGCGCAUUUCGUUCCAUUUGGCACUCAUCAUCUGGAUGUACCGCAUACCGCAGUGAGUGAUGAUGUUUCCACCUGAGAUGGAGCUCUUCGGUCUAUUCAGUCGACGGAAAAAUCUAAAAUUGAAUUAAGUAAUAAUAAUAAUCUACUUUAUUCCAAAAACAGUACUUAUAAUACAGAGUAGAAUUCUCAGCAUUUGUCACAAUAUUGCAUCUGAUUUACUUAAAAUAUAAAUAAAAUAAAAACAAAAGUAACCAGAGGAAUUUGUCCACUUUUAUGGUAUAAAGUCAAAAAUAUUUGAAGCACGAAUUGAGACUAUUAAAUAUAACAAUAAUAAGAACACAAAAUACUAAAUACUAGAUAUUCUUAUUUCAAAUGGAACAAAAUUCAGAUAUGUUUUCAUCAGAAGACAAAAAUUCAUGUGAUUUUUUGACUGAAAACUACAUCAGUCUGGUUUGAAUGACACUUAAGCAAAAGACACCAAGAUCCAUCAUGCCCGUACAACUAUUCCUUCUCUUCAUCAUGCUGUAUACUGUUCUCAGUGUGCCAACAGCAUAUUUUACACAACCUUCAUCUUCUUCGGUAUCAUCCUCGCCAUCCUCGUCACUUACAGAUACACAGCAUGGUCAAAACAGUCAAGCUAAUCAACAGAAAUAUCUAUUUUACAAAUCGUACAGAAGAAACUGA
This is a messenger RNA of Trichobilharzia regenti, 1192 nucleotides long. Lineage: Eukaryota; Metazoa; Platyhelminthes; Trematoda; Strigeidida; Schistosomatidae. The record is from the annotation of a GenBank genome assembly.